UAUAGAGCGAAGCAUCCUGGAAAGGAAUCCGUUACACACCAGAUCAGAAAACAGCUUGGACAGGAUAGCAAUGGCCGCAACCUUAGGUCAAGCAUGGAAGAGUUCUCCCUGCGAGCAACAGAAACGCUUAUGGGAUAUCGCUUCUGCGAAUCAUCGAAGUCAUAAUGGGAGAAAUUUCAUCAAAGUUCCUUCGAAAAAAUCGUUGAAACGCUAUCAGAAGGUUUUUGCAUCGGAUUCUACUGGAGAAGAUAAGAAGAAGAACGAUGAAGCGCUCGAGUUCCAGAAGAGUUUUAAAGAUUCUGUUGUUUCCAAGGAUUCACAAUCACUUCCAAGGCCUCUAUCUAUCAUCGAUUUGCCGAAUUCGCCUAGUCCUGUCUCUCGCCUUCGGGUCGCUUACCAGGGAGUUCAAGGUGCGUUCAGUGAAUCGGCGGCUGAAAAGGCGUACCCGGAUUGCGAAGCCGUUGCUUGUGAACAAUUCGACACUGCUUUCGAUGCUGUUGAAAAGUGGCUUGUUGAUAGAGCAGUUUUACCGAUUGAGAAUUCUCUUGGGGGGAGCAUCCACCGAAAUUAUGAUCUCUUACUUAGACACAGGUUACAUAUUGUUGGGGAAGUAUACCUUCCAAUCCAACAUUGCUUGCUAGCCAAUCAUGGUGUUAAAUUGGAAGAUCUAAAACGUGUUCUUAGCCACCCACAAGCUCUUGCUCAAUGUGAGAACACGUUAACAAAGUUGGGAAUCGUCAGAGAAGCUGUAGAUGAUACUGCUGGUGCUGCUCAGUAUAUUUUUGCCAACAAAGUCCAAGAUGCGGGAGCAGUUGCUAGCUCUAAAGCUGCGAGGAUCUACGGUUUGAAUAUUCUAGCUCAAGAUAUUCAGGAUGAUUCUGACAACGUUACUCGAUUUUUGAUGCUUGCAAGAGAGCCCAUUAUUCCAAAGACUGACAGACCAUUCAAAACAAGUAUAGUUUUCUCUCUCGAGGAGGGGCCUGGUGUGCUUUCCAGAGCACUUACCGUUUUUUCAAUGAGGAAUAUCAACCUCACAAAGAUUGAGAGUCGCCCGUUGCGUAAACAGCCCUUGCGUGUACCUAGUGACGGCAUUAAUGGAUGUACAACGUACUUUGACUAUCUUUUCUAUCUGGAUUUUGAAGUAUCAAUGGCAGACCAAAGGUCUCAAAAUGCCCUUGGGCAUCUUAAGGAGUUUGCUACAUUCCUACGAGUUCUAGGGAGCUAUCCUGCUGAUACUAGCUUGACAUGAAUGUCCUUAAACCUUGUGCAGGUAAUAUGGAGUUCAGCUUUAUUUGAAUCUCACAAGAUCUGUGGACACACUGAUAUUGACAUUGCGUCGGUAACACUGAUACAUGGCUCGGACACAAGCGUCUGUUGUAAUCCAGAACUGGGCACAGGAUAAUAAAUCAUUUAUAUAUUCAAUUUAUUUUUUGAAUAUCUACAAAAUAGACAAAGUAGAAUAUUCCAACUAUUCGCUUAAUGGUUAAAGAAGCCCUUGCUUUACAUU
Messenger RNA from Macadamia integrifolia, 1507 nucleotides. Its product is annotated as arogenate dehydratase 2-like. Gene Ontology annotation, molecular function: arogenate dehydratase activity; prephenate dehydratase activity. The transcript is spliced from 13 exons. Gene Ontology annotation, cellular component: chloroplast; cytoplasm. The record is from RefSeq and is a predicted model, not a curated record. Lineage: Eukaryota; Viridiplantae; Streptophyta; Magnoliopsida; Proteales; Proteaceae. The coding region runs from base 71 to 1249 and encodes 392 amino acids. Gene Ontology annotation, biological process: L-phenylalanine biosynthetic process.